Aspergillus welwitschiae is the source of this 387-nucleotide messenger RNA. RefSeq lists its product as uncharacterized. The coding region runs from base 78 to 350 and encodes 90 amino acids. The transcript has a single exon. The record is from RefSeq and is a predicted model, not a curated record. Lineage: Eukaryota; Fungi; Ascomycota; Eurotiomycetes; Eurotiales; Aspergillaceae.
CAACUGUCAAGUAUAUUAAGCAGUCUUCAGGGAAAUUACCCCAUAUAACGCACUGCAGAAAAUGUAAAUUAUGGAGGAUGGGAAAGAGACUUGAGGGACGGGACGCGAUCCAUACCAUACCCACACCAAACAUUACAACCCCGCGAACAAAAGAUCCACAUCCACCGUCAACAAGGCAGCGAGACGACCAUUGGAGGUUGGAAAGAAAGAAAGAGAGAGAGGUGUUUGUUUGUGCCACCAGACUAAAUUACUCCGACCCGACCGCGGCUGUCAAUCCCUCCCGGAUUCUCCGUCUGUAUGAGAGUGGAGCCCGAGGGAUGGAGCCCGGUAUGGUACUGUCACUCCCGUGACGAUUCCCACUAACGUUAGGUAAUAGACUGGACUGGG